Molecule: messenger RNA, 2451 nt
Organism: Asterias rubens (European starfish)
Lineage: Eukaryota; Metazoa; Echinodermata; Asteroidea; Forcipulatida; Asteriidae
Product: vacuolar protein sorting-associated protein 4-like
Exons: 10
Coding region: 172-1458 (428 amino acids)
Biological process (GO): endosomal transport; vacuole organization
Molecular function (GO): ATP hydrolysis activity; ATP binding
Source: RefSeq, a predicted model, not a curated record
CAGUGCGUGUAUAAAAUUGUGAUAGAGGGCGCUUCGCUUAGAAAAGUACUUGAUUUCAUCAGAGAAUGCCCAGCAAACACAUCUAUUAGACUGAGCUAGCUUACAACUUUUGAAGUUGAAAAACUUCUCUUGUGCUACAAGAAACAUACAUUUUCCCGUCUGCAACAUAAAAUGAGUUUGCUCAAGCAGUAUCAGGAAGCAGCAUCGUGGUUAGCAUCAGCUGCAGAGGAAUGUCAGAAAACUAGCAAUGUAGAUCUGCAGCAUUUAAUAACAAGUUGUGGCAAUUGUCAGCUGCUCCUAUCUAAGGCAGUGGAGAUGGAUGUCAAUUUAGUUAGGAAGGCAGCACUUCGUCAGCUUAAUAUCACACUGAGGGAUCAUCUUGAAAUACUCCAAGCAAAGAAGGCUCAGUUGGAGUCAGGGGCCACACCCAGCAACAAGAGAAAACAACAGGAAGAGACAGGAACAGGUGUUAGUAACAACGCCGAUGCUCAUUCCAAGAUGCGUACAUUAGCCAUAGAGGACACUAUCGUCCGUAAGGGGUCAGUGACCUUUAAUGAAGUAGCUGGUUUAUCAAAGGCCAAGCAGAUAUUACGAGAAGCUAUCGUCAUGCCUCUUCAGUAUCCACAUUUAUUUACUGGUGCAAGGAAACCAUGGAAACGCAUCCUACUUUAUGGACCUCCUGGUACGGGCAAAUCAAGACUUGCUCAAGCCGUAUCUGCCGAGAUUGACUCUACAUUCUACUGUGUCUCAAGCUCAGAUUUAGUUUCUAGCUGGGUCGGAGAGAGUGAAAAAUUGAUUAAAGAGUUGUUUGUACACGCCAAUCAACAGCAAGGGAGAUCUGUCAUUUUCAUAGAUGAGAUCGAUAGUAUCUGCCGCAUCCGUAGCUGUCGAGAGGAGGAGCACACGAGACGAAUCAAGACCGAGCUCCUAAAGCAGAUGGAGAGCGCUGAUAAUGGUCAGGAGGCAGAGCAACUCUUCCUCUUGUGUGCCACUAACCGACCAUGGGAACUAGACACGGCUUUCUUGAGGCGUUUUCAGAAGCGAGUCUAUGUACCUCUCCCUGACAGAGAAGCUAGGAUUACAAUCCUGAAGAUCCACUCGUCUUGUAACCUGACUCUGAGUGACGCUGACAUGCAGAUAUUUGCUGAUAGGACCGAGGGUUAUUCAGGCAGUGACCUGUCUAAUGUUAUCUUGACUGGUUUAUUUGAACCUAUUCGGGAUAUUCAAACUGCAACUCAUUGGAUGAAAGGAAUCGAUGGGAAGUUCACACCGUGUGAUGAGAACACCCCUGGUUGUAUUACAUCUAAGAUGACUGAACUCCCUCCUGAAGACGUCAGGCCAAGAGACAUGACCCUCCAAGACUUCAUGAAGGCCUUAGAGUCUUGUCAUCGGACAGUAACCAGCGAGGAACUCAAACAGUUUCAGGACUUUACCAACAAUUUUGGUCAAAAUGGUUAAAGUUUUUAAGUUUGAAAGUGAGUAGAUCUGGGCCCAAUAUCAUAGAGUUGUGCAAAGAAAAAAUGCUUUUAAGCGUUUUGAAACUGCUUUUUUGCUUAGCAGAAAUGAGCAGGAUACCGGUCACAAAUUGUAUACAUGACAUGGUAAUUUGGCUGAUAACCUUGGUAAGCAUAAUUUGAUUGUGCUUCUACUUAUUGUGCUUAAGCAGCUCUAUGAAAAUGGACCCUAGGCCCAUUUUCAUGCACUGGUUACUAAGCAUUUAGAGUCCACGAAACAGGGACUUUCAUCUGAAUACGGACUUUUUAAAGUAAGCCAGUGGUGAUAGUAUCAGCAACUUUUUUGUCCUUACACGAAGAAAUCUUGCCCAUUGAUUUAAUGUACCUCGUGAGGACACUGUUCCUAAAGCUCUAUGAAAUCUAAGACCACAGGGUUUUACCAAAAGGUAAAAAUUCCAUCAUUUCAACAUCUCUCCUAAAACUUGGAUCCCAGUUUUAGACUUAUCUAUCACUGAGGAGACUCUUAAAAAUCUCUUGUGUGCUUAAAAACUCAUUGGGUUAUCAAAAGGUAGAAGAUAGCUUCAAGAAAAUUCCUAAGAUCUGGGGCCAUUUUCAUAAAGCUGUUAAGCAGAAAAUACUACUUAGCAAAAAGCAAAACAAAUUAGUGUGAUUUGUUUUGUCACUUGCAACAAUGUAAAUAUUAUGGAAUUUUGGCUGUUAACCAGGUUCAUCUAGUAAACGAAUGUGAAUAAAUAUGUCCUAGUUGUCUUUCAGAUUGUUGAUAUUUAUAGUUUGAUGAAAUGUUCUUUCAAAAUAAAGUUUGAUGAAAUGUUCUUUCAAAAUAAAGUUAUUUCAUGCUCAUGCCCAAAGCGUAAUCGUUCGAAUAAAUUGUUCUUAUUAUUUUAUUCCAGUAUUUGUAUGUUGUGGUGUGUUGUCAGUUGGCCUUCCAGAGGUGCUAGGGUUGAAACGUCAGGCCAGUAAAGUGACAUUGCCCUUA